This is a messenger RNA of Malaclemys terrapin pileata, 4892 nucleotides long. RefSeq names its product mitogen-activated protein kinase kinase 1 (gene MAP2K1). Lineage: Eukaryota; Metazoa; Chordata; Testudines; Emydidae. The transcript has 12 exons. The coding region runs from base 771 to 1985 and encodes 404 amino acids. Gene Ontology annotation, molecular function: protein kinase activity; ATP binding. The record is from RefSeq and is a predicted model, not a curated record. Gene Ontology annotation, biological process: protein phosphorylation.
CUGUAGCUCCCUUCACCCUCCCGGGGAUGAACAAGAGGGGUGGGUGGAUGGGUGGAGAAGAUAACUGAGUGACUCCCAUCCCUUAGUUCCUGCCGCCUAGGGGCUCUGUCCAUGGGAAAGGGGUGAGGCGCGGCGCUGCACUAGUUGCACUAGUGAGAACGAAGGGCGAGAGACCCUGAGCUCCGUGGCCUGGCCGUAGCACCAUGGGAUCCGGAGCAGUAGGGCGCCCUGGAGCCCCAAGCCCGCAUUUGCCCGGUUCCCAAAGGAAAGCGUAACUUGCCCUCCACAGCUACGCCGGCGCCAGGCUCACCCCCCUUCCCCCGGGCACUUGGAGGGAAACUAAGGGCGAAGGCCAGGGGAAGGGCAGGGGCUUCCAGGCAGCUUCACUCCCCAGUGCCCAUGUGCAGCGGCGCCACACUUGCGCACUGGGGGCGCCCAAGGAGUUCGCACAUGCACAGUAGCGGAGAGGGACACAUUUUGAGAGCGGGCAGUGUUUGCUACCACGGUGCGGCUCGGGGAACUCCUCACUGCUCAGUCGGGGAGUGGCCCCUGGCGCUGCUGGACCAGGAGCGUCCCUUAGCUCUGCUUAGCCAGGGAGAGCCGGCUGGCUGGUAGGAGCAGGAGCUGCUGGAGACAUCGCCCUGUAGCCCGGCUGCAGCGGGAACUGCUAGAGGAGCCCCUAACUCUGCCUAGCGGGAGGGAGCCCCCUGGAGCUGGCCGGAGCAGGAAGGGGAUUUUCGGAAGUUUAAGCUCCAUUAUUCCUAUUUAAAAUGCCUAAAAAGAAGCCUAUGCCCAUUCAGCUGAACCCGGCUCCAGAUAGUUCCACCAUCAAUGGGACCAGCACUGCAGAGUUUUUCUUUGGAGGGAGCAGUCAGCUGACAAAUUUAGAGGCGCUGCAGAAGAAGCUGGAAGAGUUAGAAUUGGAUGAGCAGCAACGUAAACGUCUUGAAGCUUUCCUUACUCAGAAGCAAAAAGUUGGGGAACUGAAGGAUGACGACUUCGAGAAAAUCAGUGAACUGGGAGCAGGAAACGGCGGCGUGGUCUUCAAAGUAUCUCACAAACCUUCUGGCCUCAUUAUGGCAAGAAAGUUAAUUCACUUAGAGAUCAAGCCAGCUAUUCGAAACCAGAUCAUUCGUGAGCUACAAGUUCUACAUGAAUGUAACUCUCCAUACAUAGUGGGCUUUUAUGGCGCUUUUUACAGUGAUGGAGAGAUCAGCAUUUGCAUGGAACACAUGGAUGGCGGGUCCUUGGAUCAAGUACUGAAAAAAGCUGGAAGAAUUCCAGAGCAGAUUUUGGGCAAAGUUAGCAUUGCUGUAAUAAAAGGUCUCACGUAUUUGAGAGAAAAACAUAAGAUAAUGCAUAGAGAUGUUAAACCAUCUAACAUUUUGGUAAACUCUAGAGGUGAAAUCAAGCUUUGUGAUUUUGGUGUCAGUGGACAACUGAUAGAUUCAAUGGCAAACUCGUUUGUUGGGACACGGUCCUACAUGUCUCCGGAACGACUCCAAGGUACUCAUUAUUCAGUGCAGUCAGACAUCUGGAGUAUGGGAUUGUCACUGGUAGAAAUGGCCAUUGGCAGAUACCCAAUUCCCCCUCCUGAUUCCAAGGAGUUGGAGCUGAUGUUUGGCUGCCCUGUGGAGGGAGACUCUCCAGUUUCUGAGACUUCACCCAGGCAAAGAACACCUGGCCGACCAAUGAGCUCCUAUGGACCAGACAGCAGGCCUCCAAUGGCAAUCUUUGAACUUCUGGACUACAUCGUCAAUGAGCCUCCUCCAAAAUUGCCCAGUGGUGUUUUCAGUCCUGAAUUUCAAGAUUUUGUGAACAAAUGCUUAAUAAAAAAUCCAGCUGAGAGAGCAGAUUUGAAGCAACUCAUGAUUCAUGUUUUCAUUAAGAGAUCUGAAGCUGAGGAAGUGGAUUUUGCAGGAUGGCUUUGUUCGACUAUAGGCCUCAACCAGCCUAGUACACCCACGCAUGCUGCUGGAAUUUGAAUAUUGACAGCAAAUCUUGUACUGUACAUCUUUUAAAACAAGGCUAUUUUGGUCUCAUUUCUCAAGCUUGUAUCUGUUCAAAUAUGUAUUUCACCUCUUAAGGAAGGAAGUCUGUUCUAGCAUGUGCCAAAUCCUGUUUGUUUUAAAUUUUUGUCCUAAAUUAAUUGGUGGUGUAUUGGAUUACUUUUACUGACCAAAAUGUUUGAGAUGUUGAAAUUAUAGUGCUUGCUGAUUAAGUGAACUUGGAUAUUUUUUGUAAUGGAAAUCUCACUGGGGCUACUUAGUCCCAGAUUGUUUGAGCUCUAUCAGGAUUCCUUGUAAGUUGGUGGUACUGUACUUCAAUCAUGCUUAUCUAGUCUCCCAUACAAGGUUGUUAGAGAUCCUCCUAAACAAUAUUUGUCAAGCAUGCUUUCGCUGUUAUCAAAAGGUGCAUCUCAAAGUUAGUCAUAAUGGUUCUGAUCUUGCUUUUGUGUAGAGAACUCUUGCCCGUUUAACUGAGAAGAGUCCUGUAUUGCCAUGAAACACAAAGCAUCAUGACUACUUUUAGACUUCUGUUUAUAUUUCUAUUUAUUUUUAAAUGUACUGUCAUACUUGGGAUUGUUUAGUAGUAUGUCUCCUUUAAUUGGUAUUUUUUAAAAAGUAGCUUUUUUUGAAUGUCCUAUAGACUCAAGAGCUAAAAGUGCAUCAGACUUGCUUCCUUUUAACCCAGCUAAAGAAGACUUAUGACAACUGUGUGUAUAGUGUCUAAAAUGUAUGAAAAUCCUUUUUAUUACUUAUUCUUUCAGAUGGUUAGCAGUUUAAUCUCUUAUACUAAUAAAUAUAUUAUCAAGUAACUUCGUUAGAGGACGGGUAUUUUUAAAUUCUUCAGUGUAAGUUGGGAAUAAUUGGAAUUUAACUGACAGAGCGCACAGCUUUGUAGAGUGGGUGCACACAUAACAUGAAACAACUGUUUAAAUAUCUUCAGGAAAUAAGCACCUGUUUGAUACUAUUGUGUUACAUAAACCCCUUCCAAUUACCAUAAGCGCACAUAGGCUUUUCUCCUCACUUUUCACUGUCUCAUGUUGAAGUAAACUGGAAUCCAAUCCUCUUUUUCCAACAUACAUAGUGCACUCACCUGGGUCAACUUGAAAAAGGAGUUCAAUACUAGCGUCUCUCUAACAGCAUCACAUACCCUAUUUCUGAACACAGCACUCUUUUCUUACACAGUAGGUAGAGGCUCAGGCCUUCAGUUUACAUUUUGUCUCUAGCCCUGUGCUGAAACCUUUGCCUAUGUUGUGAUGCCAAUGUGCACCGUAAGAAGUGUUGUUUACUCCUUCUCAUAACAAGAACUAAAGGUGACUAAAUGACAUUAGUAGGCAGCAGGUUUAAAACAAACAGAAAUAUUUCUUUACACAACAAUCAGUCAACCUGUGGCACUCUUUGCCCGAUGUUGUGAAGGCUAAGACUGUAACAGGGUUCAAAAAAUAACUAUAUAAAUUCAUGCAGGAUAGGUCCAUCAAUGGUUAUUAGCCAGGAUGGACAGUGAUGGUGUCCCUGGCCUCUGUUUGCCAGAAACUGGUAAUGGAUCACUUGAUUACCUGUUCUGUUAUUCCCUCAGAAGCAUCUGGCAUUGGCCACUGUCAGACAGGAUACUGGGCUAGAUGGACCAUUGGUCUGAGCCAGUAUGGCCAUUCUUGUAAUCACAUGUUCCUCUUGCUGCAGUUUGCACCUGCUGUGUGAAAUCAGAUGCUGGUUCAAUUGUAGCAUCUGGUAGGUAGGCAGUAUCCCCUCUAAUUCUGCCUGCUCCUGUGGGAGAUAAGGGACUUUGUUUCUGCCCUUCUUUAGCCGGUGUGGUCAGGUGCUAUUUUGCAAGUGUUGUCCAACAGUCUGAUGUGUACCGUGACCCUGUAUUGUAUACACUUUACUGACCUCUCCCACGUUAUGUAGCACGAAGCCUGCAUAUGUGAGACUAGUGUGAGAAAUACUAUCCCGUGUAAACAAGCACAGACUCGCUAACUGAAUCACCAGAAAACCAAACAAAUAACGGACAUUUGAGGGCACCAUUUCCCAUUGUCAACUGGGUUUCUUGUUAAGAAGCCAGUUUUGACUGCUAAAAGCUUAAAGCAAUCCCUACCCCAUUGUUUUGUGAGGGUUGUUGCAUGUUUAAUAUUUGCUCAGCUGUUUUAAAAAUGUCCUUUUUCCAGAGGAAACUGUGUAGCCCUUUCUAUGAGCCUCUGGUGCUAUGCAGUGAGAGAGCAUUCUGCAGAAAGACAGCAAAAACCCCACCAAAAACCAAGUGAUUGGGAAAUCUUAUGAGAACAGACUGUUGAGCUUUCUGGUUCCAGCUGGGCCAAAAACACUCAAGACAGCCUUUCUUGUGGUAAUCACACAUUCUGUCUCUGCAGCAACACGGAAGUGCACAGGCAGGUGAAUUUAAAGAUCACCCACACUUAAACAUUUGAGAAAGGUUUGUUAAGAGGAAUGGGAAAAGAUCUGGAUCACUCUUUACCUUAUCUGAACCUGUUUGGCCAUCUGGACUCUGUUAUAAUCAAGGAAUGAUGGGGAUAGAAUAGGUAUAAGAUCAGUAAUAACUUUCCCUGGAAACAAUUUUAAGAACAGCAUACACAGUCUUUCAAAUUAAUUUGACCUUUAAAAAAUACACUGAAAAGUAGAAAACCUUUUGCGGUAUACAAGACAUACUAUGCUUAGGCUUGGAAGGAUUAGACUUUUUUCAUCGGUAAGUGUCAAACAAUUUCACCCUACACACAGAUGAAAACAUAUUUCCAUUGAUAGACAUUUACAGACAGGCAAAGUAAGAAAAAUGCUGCUUGAGAACUUAGUUUGAUUUAAGGAUAUUUAAUUUGUAUAUUUUGACAUGUGAUGUUCACAAUCUGUGUUUUAACAGUUAUAAAGCUUUAACUUUUUGAA